AUGGUCUAUUUACAAGAAGAAACAAAAAAGAAAGGCUUUAGUAAAACUUGCUAUAAGAAAAUAAGUGAACUUAGUAAAAGGUUUAUUGAAAAGAAAAGAAAUAGUAAUGUGGAAGGUGAUGUGUUAGAUGCAGCUUCUCAAAAAGCAGAUGGUGAAAUUAGAAAUAAAUUUGCAAACCAUUUUUAUAAAAAAGAGAAAAUCAAAGAUAGAGAAAAAGAGUUGUCAAAUAAGACAUGGUCUAAGAUAAAAUUAUCAAAGACAUGA
This is a messenger RNA of Cetraspora pellucida, 264 nucleotides long. The record is from the annotation of a GenBank genome assembly. NCBI's taxonomy places the organism in Eukaryota, Fungi, Glomeromycota, Glomeromycetes, Diversisporales, Gigasporaceae.